Cajanus cajan (pigeon pea) is the source of this 1471-nucleotide messenger RNA. RefSeq names its product Pseudouridine synthase family protein. Gene Ontology annotation, biological process: enzyme-directed rRNA pseudouridine synthesis. The record is from RefSeq and is a predicted model, not a curated record. NCBI's taxonomy places the organism in Eukaryota, Viridiplantae, Streptophyta, Magnoliopsida, Fabales, Fabaceae. Gene Ontology annotation, molecular function: pseudouridine synthase activity; RNA binding.
GCCCCUGGUGAAGAAUCAAAUACACUCCAAAGGCAUUAUUAUCGUUGUUGGUCUCUGGGAAAUCUUGAUGGCCAGGAACAACAUGGUGAUGAAAGGAAAGAGCAUAACAGCUAGAGAUAUUCAAGUAAGAAUAAUGCACUCCUUUGAUCAAACCAAAAAGGCUUUUGGUCCAAAGGGAGUAACCCGCCAAAUGGUAUAAGCCCAUACUAGCCCAAUCCGGAGUGGGUCGGCCCGUAUAACUAACAACUCAGAUUUCACGAUGAAAAAACAAAAACGUCCCCUGGUGGCGUCCCUCCCUGAUGGUCGUUCUCUCCUUCAACCCGAACCCUCUGGUCUUCUCCGGCGCAGGCAUGUCAGCGUCACACUCACCCCAACCCCAACGUAACCCCCCAACAACCGCCGCAGGUAAUUACCCAACACCUCUCUCCCCUCCGCUCCCCUCAAUCUCCAAGGAAAUCGAACUGAGCAGGGCCAUGAGCGCCGCUUCAAACUCCUCCCUCUUCUCCCUCUCACCCAUCCACAUCCUCUACCACGACGACCACCUCAUCGCCGUCAACAAGCCCCACGGAAUCUACUGCGAGACCCUCCUUUCCUCCCUCGCCCCCCAUUCCCCCCAACUCCACCUCGCCAACCGCCUCGACCGCGACACCACCGGCGUAAUGCUCCUAACCAAAUCCCACAAGGUCGCCGCCAACCUCGUCAAAGCCUUCACCCAACACAAAGUCAACAAAACCUACAUCGCCCUCUGCACCGGCGCUCCUCCCACCUGGGAACGCCUCACCGUCCGAUCCGGUCACGGGCGCUCCAAGUUCGGCGCCUGGCGAGUCUACGCCGCCUCCGACGUCGGACGCGCGUUACCUGGCGGCUCGGUUGUCCGUAACAUGGAGACUUCCUUCGAGGUUUUAUCGGUUAACGGAAAAGGCACCUUUAGGGAGGUUUCGGAGUUUUUCGACGACGACGUUUUGGUGGUUGAAGAAAAAGCGGUGAGAGAGGAGGGUAAGGGUAACGAGAGCGAGAUUGUGGUGAGAGCGUAUCCUCGGAGUGGAAGAACGCAUCAGAUUCGCUUGCAUUGUCAGUACCUAGGGAUUUCCAUAAUUGGAGAUGUCAAAUACGAGGGUGUGCACCAGUGGAAAGGCGUUACUCAUCAUGCGCAUCACCUUCAUGCAGAAACGCUGUCGUUUCAGCAUCCUGUUACCGGUCUUAACGUUAUCAUAAAUGCGCCUCUCCCACUAUGGGCCACCCAGGCCUUUCACCGGGACAAAUUGUGAGCUUCUCGCCAUGUCAUUUUAUGUCAACAAUUGAAUUGCUGUAUUUUGUUUUCGGUUUCACUCUUCAAGUGUACAUUCUUUUUCUAGUUCGAUUCAAGCAACUGUGCCACCAAUCUUUAAUUUUUGAAUGCUUCUUUUAUUGUACUAUUUAUGCAUCCAACAACUGAUGUUAUAUUAUCAUACAUACAGAGUUAAUGGUUUUA